AUGGCGUCGAGAAGGGCGAGAGCAGGCGCGCCGGUCGCCCACAACCUUUGCGGCGGCUACAAGCUGCUCCGCUCCGCGGCUCUAGGCGACGGGAAUCCCAGUUCCUGGCCCUCCGCCUCUCCCUGGACCUCCGCCGGAGGGCUCAUCUUGCUUACAGGUCCCAGGCAUGCACCCGCGGCUCUGGGCGACGAAAAUCCCAGUUCUUGGACCUCCGCCGGAGGGCCCACCCUACCUACAGGCCCCAGGCAUGCACCCGCGAUGACAAGACGACCGCCUGUCCCGACAACCUCUUACGCCGCUCGACCGCCUCCGCACCGCGGGCCCGACACGGCAACCCCGACAUCGUUGAGCGGGGACCCUGAUCAAAUUACGAGUCCAUUUCAUACGCUAUCUUCCGCAGAGCUUGAACACCAUAUUCGGCGGGCAGCCAGCGCUCGAUAGGCGCGCGCGACGGGGCUCCCAAUGGCGGCGGCA
This is a messenger RNA of Trematosphaeria pertusa, 474 nucleotides long. RefSeq lists its product as uncharacterized. NCBI's taxonomy places the organism in Eukaryota, Fungi, Ascomycota, Dothideomycetes, Pleosporales, Trematosphaeriaceae. The coding region runs from base 1 to 441 and encodes 146 amino acids. The record is from RefSeq and is a predicted model, not a curated record. The transcript is spliced from 2 exons.